Culicoides brevitarsis is the source of this 5178-nucleotide messenger RNA. RefSeq lists its product as uncharacterized. Bases 43 to 5052 code for a protein of 1669 amino acids. The record is from RefSeq and is a predicted model, not a curated record. Lineage: Eukaryota; Metazoa; Arthropoda; Insecta; Diptera; Ceratopogonidae. The transcript has 2 exons.
AUGUGAAAAAGUCAAAUAUAACUUAAGCAGUAAUUUUGGACAAUGCAUCAUCUCCAGACUGUACAAACAUCAUCGCCCUGGCGUCCACCGUUACCCAUUCCUCAAGAAAUUAUUGUCGAUGAAGUGAUGGAGGAUAGACAAAGCAGUGGUAACAGCAUGCACACCUACACGACGAGCAACAGUAAAAAAGACCCGAAAAAAUGGUCACUUAGCAAUUUUUUCCGUAGGAAAAAGAAAGAUGCCGAAAGUGACUCAUCGUCAGAAGACGAGAAACGUAAAAGUAUCGAUAUGCCAAAACGAAAAAAAGAAAAACGAAAACGUUUAACAAAAUUAGGAAAUGCGUUUGACCACAUAGUGCCACUAAAUUCAUCUGUACAAGCAAAUAUUGACAGUAUCAAUAGCUCUGACAAAUAUUUGCUUUCUGCAUCGAAUACAGGUUCACUAGAUCGUCGUUUGAAAAAAGAAAGAAUGCGCCAAGUCCAAACGGAUCAUCAUUAUUCAUCUAGUGAUGAAAACGAUUUGCAAAACUUAUUAAGAUUUCGGAGUAAUGAUAGUCUGGGGAACCUUAGUAAUGGCUCUAAUUCUCGCAAAUCAAGAACAGCUCGUACAGAACGUUAUAUGCGGAGAAUAUCACGUGACGGAAGUCCCAACCAAGAUGUCCAAAGAAAGGUCAACAGAUGGCAAACACAACCAGUUCCAUCAAAUACUCUUUAUGGGAGUAUACAGUCGUUUGACAAUUCUUUCGUAAAUCCAUCUUAUCCUCAAUAUCAUCAGCACCAGCCAUUACGAAGUUCUACUAGUCUGAAUCAUAUGUCAAAUCAGCAUCAAACUAGUUUUCAACAAACAUACGAAAAUCAUACAAAAUUUUCUAAUAAUUCGCCAUAUCAAAACAUCGAACAGGCUCCUCCGAUCCCGCCGCGGAAUCAAAUGAAAAACAGACCUAUUUCGUAUGCGUUUGAUAAGCAUCAAAAUAUGCUAAAUAUGAAUGGUGGUCGCUGUGCCUCUGACGAUCGAAUUUGGGGACAUAAAUCCUUAUACGGGACAACAGAAAAAACAUCAAAUACUGAACGUCCUUCUUCUGUACAGCCAGACACACAAAGCCCGAAGCGAUUUAUAAAACGUCAUCAAAAUGAUGGAAAUACUCAAUCAACUGUAUUUCAUUAUGUUACAGACGCCAGUCCGCGUUCACGAAAGCCUAUUCAUGUUAUGCAGAAUGAUCCAAGUCGAAGUAUGAAUGCAUUGACUUUAGGACCACCCAAACCUGCAAGAACAUUUCAAGACGCGCCAACCUCUUUAAAUGCAAAAAAGAGUACUCUUAAAAAAUCUUUAUCAGUUUCACCACAAUCUGCAUUUGUCAGUACUCGUGCUGUUCCUAUGAAUAUUGAUUAUUCAGAUGCAGAGCCAGAAUCGCCAGUAGGAAUAAAAUCUGUAACAGAAUUCUGGAAACGCAUGGAACUGCAGAAUAGUUGCCCACAGCAACGGGGUCGAUCACGCGAAAUAUCACGAGGAGAAAAACCCAGAUCUUUUUCUAGCUCAAGAGCACUUGAAUUGAUGAACAAAAGAAAUGAUGAACUCAAUAAAAAGUUGGAAGAAGUUUUAGUAAACAAUGAUGAAGUAGAUAACAUCGUAAAUGGUCGACUUUUCUUGAAAAAAUCGGAGAAUCCUUACUCCAAGUACCAUUUACACGUGGAUACAAAAGUGGAAAAUAAAUUCAAUACACUUCCUCAUACAGUUCAUAUUCCUGAUACAUCGAAUCCCGCUCAAAACAAUUUAGCAAGGCAUAGACAAUCGUUAGAGCACACAAUCCAUGCACAACUUACUGCCAAGCCUGAAGAGCCUGUCUUGGUUGUUAACCAACAAUUUCCGCCACCUUUACCAAAGAGAGUGUCAUCAAAAAGGAGUUCAUGGCACGAUGAAGAAAAGUAUAAGGGAACACGUUCACGUAAUUUAGAAGAAGCCAUUGCCGAGCUAGAAAAUAUUUACAAAAGCUUGAAAUUAAGUGAUGACGAGUUACUAGAUAGAGCAGAUAAAAGGACUCUACUCACAUUCGAAAAAUAUGCACAACAUUAUCAGCACGAUGAUGAUGAGUAUGAUAAUAAACAAGAACCAGAUAUUAUAAAAGAUGAUAUGAGAAAUAGAAAUCUAAAAAGAGCAAAUAACUUUGUGAAGGUUCCAGAUGUUCAACCACCAUUUGGGAUUCCAAUUGGUCCAAUUCCUCCUCCCGCAAAUUCUGAUUAUUUGACCGUUGAGGCACGAAAAUAUUUCAAAGCACGAAAUUUCGCAGAUCAUUCUCCCAAUAUUGUGCAAGAUGAUCUUGCUGUACGUAAUUUGAGGAAAGAUAAAGACAUGCCUCCUAAAAAAGAACAAAAGUUUGAUUAUCAAUCUGCAAAGAAGAGUAAUGUUGAUGAACGAAAAGCAGCUGGAAAAUCGAUUUCAGAUAACAUUUUUUCAAUGAUACAACGAGAUGCUGCAAAACCGUCAGGAGGCGACCUUGACGAAUACAUGAAAAUCGAUCUUAAAGCAUCAUUGAAAAAACAAAAAGAUCCAACUGUCGUAGUAGUUGAUACAAAUUCAAAAGAUGGGGCUUUUAAGUUGGAAUUGAAACCGGCAUUAACAUCACAACAGAAUAAAAAGAAAGUUUCUGACAAACAUUACUGCUCGAAUAAUGGAGCUGUGUAUAAUCUGCCUUCCACGAUAAAACUUUCAUCGCCUUCCGAAAUUGACGAAUUGAAAGCAUUGAAGCCAAAACCAUUUCCGAGAAAAAGUAUUAGUCCAGCAGAUAUGACAAACGACGAAAAACAUGAUUUUGAAAAAAUUCUCAAUAAAAUAGCUGACGAAGCUAAACAUACAAGCGAAAAAAUAGGACAUGAUCUAGUGGAGUUGCGGAAAGAAACGAAAUCAGAAUCGAAGAGUCCAACAUACAGAAAAAAGCAAAUUGAUAAAACAUCUCCGAAACCAACGGAAAAAAGGGAUUUGAGACGUGAAUCUUUGCAUAAUCUUAAUAAUGACGUAUCAGAAGUUACUAAGGCUGCUAAGUCUUGUGAAGAAUUACUGCUAAAUGUUGCUAAGGAGAAGAAAAAGAUAAAGUGUACAAAAGCAGACAAAGCUCGACUUAUUUCUGAAGUUAAAGCAGCAGCACAAGCAGCAAAAACUUGUGAAGAUAUUAUAAAUGAUAUUGUUUCCGAUGGAAAAACCCCUUCUCCUAUUUUACAUGUGCCACCUUCUCCAAAAAACUCGAUUUCAUCGGGCUCGCGAUCUGCUUUCACACCUGUUAAAAGUAGCAAAAUUCAACAAUUAGAAAAGGAACUUGUCUCUAAAAUAAAUGCAAAAGAGAAAAUUGAGUUGCGCGAGUCGCCAGAAAAAAAACGUACUCCACCACUAAAACUCAAACAAAAGAUUGACCUUUUUGAAUCAGCAAUGAAACCUAAAAGAGGCUGCAGUUCAGCUGAACGGACACCUACACCAAAAAAAAUAAGUCCGCAACAAAGAGAGUUGAAUAAAGAACUUUACAAUUAUGAUAGCCUAAAUUUGAAAAGUAGUUCUGCUGGAAAAACUAUUUCCCCUAAUUAUGAAAAUUUAUCCGACACUCCACCAACUGUUAUUGAAAAGCUUACAAAACACGAUAUUAAACGUAAAUAUGAAGUUUCAAAAUCACCUUUAUUCGUACAUCAACAUUCCCGUGAGGAGGAAAUUGAUCAGAUAAUGAAAGAAUGUGAAUCAAUUAAUGUUGAUGAAAGUGAUGAGACUAAGAAAGCUGGAGGACUACCAAUAAUUCCCAUCAUUGAUGAAUUGUUAGAAAAUAGUAAGAGUGAUACACUACUUCAGAUUAACGGGGAAGCAUCUACAACAAGUUCCAGCCUUGAUUUAAGUGAGAAACGGACAUCAUCAUAUUCGACACCAACUGACAGUGUAAACAACUUUGAAGAAAUAAAAAAUUUUGCUCAAGUUGUUCAAAAGGAAAGCGAAAAAAUAAUUGCACCCCAGAAGUACGAUACAGACUCAAUGUAUAACUCGUCAGACGAAUUAGCAGCAAUAUUUGGAAUAAAUUCUAAUAAUUCAACAUCAACUAGUACUGCAGGUAAAGUUUGCCGAAGUGAUAGUGAACAAUUGAAAUGUAGUACAUCAAAUAACACAAAGCAUGGAGUGUCUUCAACAAUAUUAGAAACAGCAAAUUUAGAAAAAACUUCAUCCCAUACCACUACUAUAACUUCUCAGGGGGAGCCGAUAUCACGUGGCAAUACUAACAGCAACAAUAAUAACAACUUGCUUGAUACAAUCGUUGAAGUGAAUGACGAGGAAUUGUGUGAAUUUGAUAGCCUUUGUAACAAUAAUGAUAAUUUGAAUGCAAAUAAUACAUCUUUGUUUUAUAGUUUAGAAAGUAAAAUAGUAGAUGAUACUAAUAAUAAUAAUAAUAAUAAUGCCAACAAAGUGCCAGAGAUUGGAAAUAAUCAUAGCAAUAAAAAUGAAGAAGACGUUGAAAUAGAAUCAAAUACAGACGAUUCAGGGAAUGUUAGUUUAAAUGAUUUUUGUUACGAGUACGAUUUAGGUAACAGCCAAAUCACAAAGAAAAUACUUUAUGUAAAUCACAUUGAAAUAGAACAAAAACCAAAACAUGCAAUACAUAAAUCUGAGAUAAUUUUUGAAGCGAUUUCAGAUCCAGAACUAUCAGAUAUUGAAUGCGGUGUGGACGAUGUUGAUGGAUUAAAUACACCAAAAGAUUCUGAUAGUGACACAACAUCAGAUACACUGAAAAACGAUUCAUUCAAUGAUCAUGAAAUAAAUAAUAAUUUACAAAAUCUAAAUAAUAAUAAUAAACUAACGGAACGAAAAUUUAAAAAAACGCGAGAAAGUCCAUCUACUUCUCGUGAAACAAAUAAGGAUCAAAAUCCACUAACACCUAAGAAACAACACAAAACCAAAAAUCAAUGCUCGUUAAUAGAUCCACAGCAUCUAUUGCUUGUCUGUACAUAUAGCAUGGCUAAUCAGGACUUUUUGACAUUGUUAGCGAUUGUAAUUGCUUUUAUUACCUUAUUUGCUUUAUUAGUUCUAUAAUCUUAGAAAUUUAAAACUACGUCUUCCCAAGUUUUCUUAGAAUUUCUCUUAAUAUAAAUUAAGUUUUAAGGUUACCAUUAUAAUAACUGUUGAAUACAGUUUUAAUAAUUUUAUUUUAGUUUAAUG